This is a messenger RNA of Poecilia latipinna (sailfin molly), 3859 nucleotides long. It is a transcript of the gene sppl2b, whose product is annotated as signal peptide peptidase-like 2. The record is from RefSeq and is a predicted model, not a curated record. Bases 72 to 1778 code for a protein of 568 amino acids. Lineage: Eukaryota; Metazoa; Chordata; Actinopteri; Cyprinodontiformes; Poeciliidae. Gene Ontology annotation, cellular component: lumenal side of endoplasmic reticulum membrane; Golgi-associated vesicle membrane; lysosomal membrane. Gene Ontology annotation, molecular function: aspartic endopeptidase activity, intramembrane cleaving. Gene Ontology annotation, biological process: membrane protein proteolysis. The transcript has 15 exons.
CCAACAGCAUCUGAGAGAUCGAGCUGAGCGGUUGGUCGGUUGAUGGGUUAAACAACAACAAGCUCGGCGAUAUGAGGGUUCCCGGAGUACUGAUUUGGGCCGCUUUCCUCAUCCAGAGGGUGGUGGGAGAGUAUGGCAUGGCCCAUUUCAGUGAUGCGGGCAAAAGCAAUGGGAAGGACUACUGCAUAUUCUUCAAGUCCCAGUGGGCACGUCUACCUCAGGACCUUAAUAAAGCAUCCCAUCUUCAGAUCUAUGACUUGACGUCGUCGGUCCUUUGCUCGCCCUCCGAGGUCCCAGAGGGGGGCUUUCCAAACCGCAUCCCCAUGGUGAUGAGGGGCAACUGCACCUUCUAUGAGAAGGUCCGCCUGGCCCAGAUCAAUGGCGCCAAGGGCAUCCUGAUCGUCAGCAAAGACAGGCUGACUCCACCAGCAGGAAACGAGAACCAGUACGAGGAGAUAGACAUUCCUGUAGCUCUGCUGAGCUACACUGAUAUGCUGGACAUAAGCAAGACUUUCGGUCAGGGGAGGCUUGUUGCCAUGUAUGCUCCCAAUGAGCCGGUGUUGGACUACAACAUGGUGAUAAUCUUCCUGAUGGCGGUGGGGACCGUGGCCGUCGGAGCCUACUGGGCCGGCAGCAGAGAUCGCAAGAAGCGUUACAUGAAGCAUAAGCGCGACGACGGCGCGGAGAAGCAGGACGAGGAGACGGUGGACGUCACCCCCAUCAUGAUCUGUGUGUUCGUCUUCAUGUGCUGCAACAUGCUGGUGCUGCUCUACUUCUUCUACGACCACCUUGCCAUUUGGGUCAUCGCCAUCUUCUGUGUGGCCUCCUCCGUCGGCCUCUACAGCUGCCUGUGGCCUUUCGUCAGGAGGAUUCCUUUCUGCAAGUGCAGGAUCCCAGAGAACAACUGGCCGUACCUGCACAAGCGUCCGCAGAUCCGCGCACUGCUGCUGUCGGCCAUCUGCGCCAGCAUCAGCAUCGUCUGGAUGGUGUUUCGCAACGAAGACCAGUGGGCCUGGGUGCUGCAGGACACGCUGGGCAUCACCUUCUGUCUCUACAUGCUCAAAACUGUCCGGCUGCCCACGUUCAAGGCUUGCACUUUACUGCUGUCGGUUCUGUUUGUUUACGACGUUUUCUUCGUAUUUAUUACGCCCCAUUUCACGAAGAACGGGGAGAGCAUAAUGGUGGAGGUCGCGGCUGGCCCCUCGGACUCCGCUCCUCAUGAAAAGCUGCCCAUGGUGCUCAAAGUGCCCAGGUUAAACUUCUCUCCUCUGGCUCUUUGUGACCGGCCCUUCUCCCUCCUGGGCUUUGGGGAUAUCUUGGUGCCAGGUCUCCUGGUGGCGUACUGUCACAGAUUUGACAUUUUAACCCAGUCCUCCAGGAUCUACUUUGUGGCCUGUACCAUUGCGUACGGCAUCGGCCUGCUGAUCACGUUCGUGGCUCUGGCCCUGAUGCAGAUGGGCCAGCCGGCGCUGCUCUACCUGGUGCCUUGCACGCUGCUCACCAGCCUCGCCGUGGCGCUGUGGCGCAGGGAGCUGCGCCAGUUCUGGACUGGAAGUGGAUUUGUGCCUCCCAUAGUCCUCGCACCGAUCAACCCCACAAUGACCGCCGAGCCGCAGAUGGAGGGACUCCCGUCCAAAGCGGAGCAGCAAACCCCGGAAUCCACCGUCGAGAGCGAAGAGACGCCCGACGCCGAGGAAACGCCCGACGCCGAGGAAACGCCCGAUGCCGAGGAAACGCCCUCGACGCUGGAGACGAGCGACGAGAAAAUCAGCAACUAGUACAUUUUUAGCUGCACUAAAUAUUGAUUUGUUGUUUUUUCCUGGGGUUUCUCAGUGGAGAUCCAAGGUUCUCUUGAUACAAAAAGGGAAGAACUGUUCGGUUCAAAUGUAUUGAGACAGAGAAAAGUGAAGAUUUGUUUAAACUGCUGGUAAAGAUGUGUGAAAAAAACACCUUAAAAUAAGUUCAGCUUUUAUUGCAGCAGCAUGGAUGAGAAAAAUGAAUAAUUUUUUACCAAAAUUAUCCUUGAAACUGUUGAUGACAAUGGUGGAGAUUUUUUUUUUUUCCAGUUUAACAAAUUUUAAUAGAAAAUGUCAACAAGCUUCCCAGGAUUUUUGCAGGAGAAAAAAAGCCCAGAGCAUCACAGAUUCUCCACCGUGCUUAACAAUAUUUCAUUUUUACUUUUGAUUAUAACUCGUAUUUCCUGUGGCUUUGUUUCCAUAAGCUUCUGAAAUGUCACAAGAUUUGUUUCCAUACAAAUCACCAAGAUCAAGACCAACAAUUAUUUAUUUUUUUUCUCCACUAAAAAAAAAUGCACUUCAAUUAAAGGUUGGAUUUAUAAAAAAUUAAAUCUAGACUAGAUCAUACAUAUGCAAUACAAGUUCAUUUUAGUUUAUUUUAGCGGUUUUGUCCACAUCUGUAAUGAAAGAAAAUUCUAAUGUAAACUCAGCUCACUCUGAUCAAAGCGUUUUCUCUCUUAUUGAUGCUAAAAGAUCGGCGACAUUAGCAGCAGCUUACAGUCAACUUGGAAAUCAUGGAUUCAACAUAUGUGUGUUUCGACGGGGAAUAGUUUGCAGAUGUUCACGUGAACAUCUCCAAACUUGGAUAAUUUGAUGAAAUAAGAAAAUAAAUCUCAGCUUCUCAACUGUGAAAAUUUAAAUCUGUAAACGGAUUUUUUUAUUUUAUGUUUUAAAGAAAAAAGAAUCUUGUAAAUAAUCUCCUGUCGCUGUCGUCUCUAAUUUCUGUAAAAUGCCCCUAACAGAUGAAGUGUGGCUGUAAAGAUCAACUCUGAAUGUUUGGGUGUCUCUUAAACCGACACCAUCGCCAAACUCAAGAAGAACCCAAAUGGCUUUUCUGUACUGCAAACAGGUUUAACUGGGCCUUACUGGUCUAAUCAAUGUGUUGUUAAAAAAAGAUGUCCUAAUGAAGACAGAGCUGAUGUUUCCGUUUUGAAAGGUUGCUGGUUCUGAAACUUGAUUGUUUCCUGUUGCAUUAUAAACUGCAGUAACGACAAACCCUUUAAAACUGAACCCAGAGUUAACAGUUUUGUUUUGUUGUUUUUUUUACAUAUAUUUCUUAAAACUUUUAUUUUUUUUUCCUUUUUAUCAUAUUUUGUAACGUUUUAUUUUGCAUGCUAUGGUUUUUAAUUGUACAUUUUCUAUCAAACUAUCAUAGGACGGUACAAAAUGUCGCUCACUGACUGCUGCAGUUUUUUCAUGUCUUAAGAUUUGGCCUUAUUGUGUUGGUGGCGCAGAGGAAUGUGUCUCAUGGAAAAACUGCUUUAUGAAAACAAUACUGGACUCUAAACGUGCUGCAGUUUAUUGGACAGGAGUGACCAGCUGUGUUAAAACUCAUUUCAUGCAUUUGCACUUUUUUUUUUUUUUUUGCUCAUGUAUGUUUUUAGCUAUUAUGAUAAAGGAUUUUUGGAUGUGGAAACUAAUAGUGAAACGUGUUCAGUGUUCCCCCUACUCCUGACCUGAGGUCGUAACAAACGGCAGAUCUCAGCAGUCAGAGAGGAUAAGCUGGUUAAUCACAGAAUAACCACCAAGUGUGUGUGUCGGUGUGUGAGGCUGAGUUGUGUGGAGGUGAAAAUAUAUUUCAUGUGGGCAGCUGAGAUGUCAGAUUUACAGGACAUGAAUCACCAGUAUACUUUCUGUUGUCACCAAGUGGUUUUUAAUGCUUCCGAGCGAUAAUUAUAAUAAAAAAAAUGUAUUUAAUGUUUGUUUCUUUGUUUUCCUACAUUAAUGUUGUCAGUAUCUGUAUAUUGCCUUCAAAAAGGACAUUUUAAAUUGUCAUGUUACCUCAAAAAUUAUUGUAUAUUGUUGGGAGUUUAUAUAGACUACAACAAUAAAUGUUUCAGAAA